This is a messenger RNA of Exaiptasia diaphana, 1208 nucleotides long. RefSeq lists its product as uncharacterized. The record is from RefSeq and is a predicted model, not a curated record. NCBI's taxonomy places the organism in Eukaryota, Metazoa, Cnidaria, Anthozoa, Actiniaria, Aiptasiidae. The coding region runs from base 26 to 613 and encodes 195 amino acids. The transcript is spliced from 2 exons.
ACCAGAAAAUGUAAAAAUACAAACAAUGGCCACAGAAGAAGUAAAAAUUGGGUCGGGAAAUCACAUGUCGUUUCGAUGUACCGCUAAAGGUGAYGACAAAGUCAAAAUCAAGUGGUCUAUCAAGGGCAAAGCUGUCGCAAACAGCACAUAUACUCAAAGUUACAGCAAUACAAAGAUUACAAGCGAUUUUAAGCUUCCUUUAGAGAGGUUUAAGGAGAUAAAGGAGAGAUUCCAGUGUGAGAUCAUCGCAGGGAAUCGACUUCAGUGCGAUAUCGUCGUAUCGUGCGUGGCUUAUCGAGUAAACGCCUUUGCUACCAGAGAUGAUGUUUCAGUCAGGAUAACUAUGGAUGUUCCAAAGGAAUAUUUACCCAAACCUACCACAAUACAACCAAUGGAACAUCCCACAUUGAACACAAAGAAGCAGAAAACUAAAGUUACCAGUGACAAUCGACAACACAAGACAGAAGAAAAACCUACUCUCAAACUCAAGAAAAAGGUCGAAAUCAAUCCCUUCAAAGCUGAUUUCUGGAGAAUAUUUUCUGGGACUUCUAAGUCAUCUUCAARAGCCUGGRUUMUAGUCGCGACAGGAAUUGUGGGAGUAUUGCUGUUGUAGUUCUCGUGAAAAUUGUUAUGCUCCAAGCUUUUGGAAUCUUCUUUGAAUCAAACACUCUGAGGAUCCUUGCCUGAUAUAAAAUUAUCUUUUUUUGUGCGUGCUUGAAAGUCGAGGCCCAAUAAUAAAGGGGAUUUCGAACACAGGCAAUUGGAAUCCUCUCUCGUUGACAAAUUCAUGACCAGUCUACUUUCUUUACCAUAACAAAGGGAACCCGUUACCAAGAUUCCAUCUAAAAAGAACAACAGUUACAAACUGAGCUUUUCUAAAUGGUGUCUUUGGAGAACAAUGAUUCAAUUCACUAACCCUGUUUGUGUCCUACUUCGUUCCUCUAUGUGGCUUCUUUAGGCUUAUAAGAACUUAAUGUCUAACGUUUGUACACUAAAGUUGUGUAUGUUUAGCACUGUAAGAUCUAAAACSAUUGCUGUUUCUUCAGUAAAUUAAGGGGUGUACAUUUUACUCAAGUUUAACAGGUUUAUCCAGAAAAAUCCGGGUUUAUUUAAGCAGURAUAAACAAGAAAUGGAGCAUGAAUUGCUGUUCAGUGAUUUGUGAGAUGUGCGACAGUUUGUCAUUUCUUAAAAUAAGUAGAAAUACAUG